Penicillium atrosanguineum is the source of this 471-nucleotide messenger RNA. RefSeq lists its product as uncharacterized. Lineage: Eukaryota; Fungi; Ascomycota; Eurotiomycetes; Eurotiales; Aspergillaceae. The transcript is spliced from 2 exons. The record is from RefSeq and is a predicted model, not a curated record. Bases 1 to 471 code for a protein of 156 amino acids.
AUGGUGUUGACUGACUGGGCUUCGUCGAAAACAAACGGAUUUGGCAUUGCCACCUUAUCCCUUGGGAACUGGAGAGAGCAUCGACUUGAGCCUCGCUGCUGGGCGGCCUAUUUAGAGGAGAAUGGGCUACCGGGAGACCAGUUGUGGGAGACAACACCGCAAAAUCUAUGUCUUGCCCGACAGCUAGGCGACCUGGUCAAGUCAAUGGGUAUGCGCAUUACCUGCACACAGCCUCUUCGUCAAAUCGAAGGAGUGAAAGAUCCAGCCGAACGUCGUGCCAACAUUAGCCUGGUUGCAAAGCGCUUUCCAUUCAUGCAAGCCUUCGACACCGAUCUCGUGUUCAUGUGUGCUAAUAUUCGCACCGACAGCGGUGUGACCUCGGAUCUCAAGACCGUCGGCCGGGACCUGGCAGAGUUUGGCGACAUGGCUACCUCGUUUUCCAACGCAGAUGGAGGGCGCAUGCUAAGAUAG